AAAAAAAAUAUAUUAAUAUAUAAAACAUGUGAAUGAUACUAAAUAGCCUAGCAUGUGUAAUAGGUGGGUAAAUCUAGUAAUACUGUUAAUAACACUUUUACUUAUGUAAUUGUUACAUAAUUAACACUUAAUUAUCACCAAAUUGCUAAAAUAAUCACUGCAAUUAUGUUUUUUGUAAUUUCAUCUUAAGCAUACCAUUCAGAGCAACAUCCCGUCCUGCUCCACCCUCUGUAGAUGGGAGAAUGUGAGAAGGUUUUCAGAGGACUGUCUCAAUUAACAUGUAGUUAGGAAGUAAACGCUCCUGACCUGCUGGAGGGAGUGCCUUCAUGUACCCCGCCUAGUGAUGGUGCAGACCAUGUGUAGACAGUCAUAGAAAAGAGUCACAGCCUCAAUUACAGUCACACGCUCUGAUCUGAGGUUCUUGAAAACAUAGUCACAUGGUUUGAAAGGAAAAAAAGAGUCGAGAGGAGGAGGAAGUUGAGACCGGAUAGUAGCAUGCUUACCUGGCAGACAGUUAGUCUCACGUUAUAUUCAACCGCUACUCCUACCAAUGAAUUUACCUGACACUUUUGUGCACUUGGGCACUUGUUGGAGGAACUGACUUGGCCGGUGAGGCCCACGAAAAGGACAUGACACAGAACGGCACUGUAGCCGGCAAUGGCACUCAGACUGAUUCUCUCAAAAUUGUUAUCGUCGGAGACGGGGGUUGUGGGAAAACAUCCCUGCUGAUGGUGUACGCCAAAGGAGAUUUCCCAGAGAAAUAUGCCCCAUCUGUGUUCGAAAAAUAUGUCACCACUGUAUCCUACGGAGGGAAAGACAUUCAGCUGAAUCUCUAUGAUACAGCAGGCCAAGAGGACUAUGAUCGCUUGAGGCCUCUGUCGUAUCAAGAAGCAAACCUUGUUGUCAUCUGCUACGAUGUAACCAAUCCGACGUCUUUCGACAAUGUCACGAUAAAGUGGUACCCAGAGGUGCGUCAUUUCUGCCGUGACGUCCCCAUUGUCUUGAUAGGGUGCAAGACGGACCUGCGAAAGGACAAAGAGAAGACGAGGAAGCUCAAAGCUUUAGAUCUGGAGCCCAUCACAUACCUCCAGGGUGAAGAGACCAAGAACCAAAUGAAUGCUGAGGUAUACCUGGAGUGUUCAGCUAAAUACAGAGAGAAUGUAGAGGACAUUUUCAGAGAGGCAACGAAGCGAGCUCUAUCGGCCAGGGCUAAAGCAAAUCACCGUCGCAAGAAGAAGAAACGCUGCACCAUGCUGUGACCAUUACCAGAAGAAACACAUUUGUUUGAGUUUUGUAUAUAUGAACUAUAGGAUAUUUUGUUAUAAAGCUUCUCAUUGUUUAAGCUUUCACGGAGGAAUAUUUUUCAGGACAUGUGGUGUGCGUUUUCUCAUCUGCCCACUAUGCAAGGCUUACUUUUUGACAGAGGUCACCAGGGUGUGUGUGAUAAGUGUGUAGUGGUCCACACCACAUCCUCCUGCUGGUGUUUCUGAUAUGACUUGAUGCAAUUUGGUCUUGCAUGAUCGUGGAUCCAAUAGUAGAUGGAAAAACUGCUGCUGAUGUUUUAGGGAUACAUCACAUGGUCAUAUUUUCAAUUUAUUUACAGUCUGUGUUGUUUAAUAAUAAUAAGGCUCAACUAGCUGAAGUAACAGCCACUGUGUUACACUGCGUGUGCAGUUCACGAUACAGUUAAAAAAUUUUAAAACCUUGCGUUACAGUAUUUUGGCCAUAUAUUAUAUAAACUUUCUAAACAAAAAAGGUACUGUGAUGUGCAAAAUAAUCCUGGGGAUUUGUAGAAAUAUCAGUCUGUGUGUAGACCACCACCAUUAACAACGUUUUAACAGUUUUGAUUCUCACUAAGACUUUAUCUCGAUAACUCCUUUAAAUCUCACAUAGGCACCAGAAAGUAUUGGAUCAUUUGAAAACCAUUUGCCUGACAGUGUAUAUUGUACAAAUAAACCCGUGAUAUUUUAA
This is a messenger RNA of Carassius auratus (goldfish), 1971 nucleotides long. Its product is annotated as rho-related GTP-binding protein RhoF-like. Gene Ontology annotation, molecular function: GTP binding; GTPase activity. The record is from RefSeq and is a predicted model, not a curated record. Gene Ontology annotation, biological process: small GTPase-mediated signal transduction. NCBI's taxonomy places the organism in Eukaryota, Metazoa, Chordata, Actinopteri, Cypriniformes, Cyprinidae. The transcript is spliced from 5 exons. Bases 630 to 1259 code for a protein of 209 amino acids.